UUUAUCAAGAAAUCCGGAUUGUUUACUCACGAUACCAUUCCAAUUUACCAAAAAAACAAUCCAAAUGUCGUCCCGCGUGCCACGCCUGGGGGCCCAACAGAAGAAAACCAACAACUUAGCCUACCUGAAAAAGGCCAAACAGGCUUGCAUCAGAAACAAUUACGCCAAAGCCUACGAGAACUUCGUCUUGUACUUCGAAAGCCUAGAAGACCCGGCCGACUCCGAUCUAGCCGUACAGGGCGUUUUCACGCGCCUCGUCUGCCGAAUGGGCUCCAUAUUAGAGGAAACCUCCAACACGGAAGAGCUGCUCAAAUGCUAUAUACAAGCCUUGAACUUCUUCCCCGACAAUUACCUUAUACUGAACAACCUGGGAGCCUACAUGUUCAAGAUAUCGGAGAUAAACAUAGCGAGACGGUACCUAGAAAAAGCAUUCCGAGUAAACAAAAAUUAUCUACCUGCCGAGAUUAAUCUGAUGCACGUUAAAUGGCACCAAAUGCCUAGGUGGCAUUUCCGCAUGUUAAACGAUAAGGCUCGAAAUGAAGCCUAUAAGGCUGCCAUCGAAUCUGUAACAGCCAAAGGGUAUAAAAACGUAGUAGAUAUCGGAGCAGGCUGUGGUCUAUUGAGCCUCAUAUCUGCUCGAAUACCCGACACUUCUGUACUAGCUAUCGAGGAAAAUAAACAGCUCUACGAUAUGUGCUUGGAUGUUAUGAAGAACAAUCAAGUUACCAACGUGAAGGUUAUGCAUUGUUAUUCUACGGAUAUCGAAGAUCCUCCGGAUAAAUGCAAUUUGCUGGUAACGGAAGUGUUCGAUUGUGCCCUAUUCGGCGAGAAAGCAUUAUGCACUAUAUACCAUGCUAUAUCAGUAUUACGAACCGAAGAAGAUUACAAAAUAAUACCAGCCGGAGCUAAAUUGUACAUCACAGGUAUAACUUGCGAAGACCUCAUCAAAAGGCACAAAUUAACAUUAGAUAAAUCAUUGGAUUUGUUAAAUUUGGGCAACAUAUGCCUAACCGAGCACGAUUUGGAACCUUACGAAACUGAGAAUCUAACCGAAAGAAACGUCGAAUACCUAACAGACAGUCACCGAGCCUUCGAUAUCAAUUUCUACGAUCUCGAACAAAUCGGGGAGAUUCUAAAAGACGAAACCUACGAGAAAAUAAUCCACCUAAAAUGCCUAAAAGAAGGGGAAAUACACGCGUUCGCCGUUUGGUUCGAUUUGAAUUUAACCGAUGACAUAACGAUCACAAACAAUCCGUUAAACGCCGAUCGAGUAACGUGCUGGGAACAAGCCGUCGUCUAUCUAGAUCAUCCCGUAGAAGUGGAAACAGGAACCGUACUAACCGUCAAAGUCGGCGUGAAGGAUUGCGGAUUGCACGUGGAAUUGAUAGAAAUCGAACCCCAUCGAAAUCACACGUGUUUCAAAGCCUCCAAAGAUGUCAUCACGUUUUUGAACGAUCCGAAAUUGGUCGAUACGAUAGCCGGUCUCGAGCAGAAAUUUCGCGAUGUUAAUUUCACGGUAGUAGACAACAACUGUUUCCCUCUAUUGGGCUUUCUCCUGGCUAAAACGGGCGAUUCGAGCACCGUAUACCAUCCUAUAAAGCAAGAAACAGACAGGGCCUUCUUCGAUUACCUAUUAACAGUUAAUCGAAUACCUAAGGAAAGGUUCGUGAUUGUCAAAGGAUUGGAGGAUACGCCCGGCGAGGAUAGGACGAUUUUCUUCUUCGAUUCCAUCCACGUGGACGGUUCGUUGCAGAAUUAUUGCCUGACGAAGAACGAGAUCGCCACGUGGAUAAACGUACCGCAAUGUUUGAACGUUGUAGUCCAAUUGAUCAAUUCGCCGUACAUCGAAAUUUGCAAUAAAGUGGACGACGCGAACGUGUUCGGGUUCAAAAUAGCCGAUGUUAUUAACGAGUAUUCCGGCUUCGAACACCCGAAUUUGGAGCGGUUAAAGUACGAAGAAUACUCUACGCCGGUGAAAUUCCGUCUGGAAGGGGACGGUGAGGCAUCCAAGAAUGUGAUAGCUUUAAAGAAAGGCGAUUGCAAUGCGAUAUUGUUGUGGUACGAGAUUCGAUUUUACCAGGACAUCGUGUAUUCGACGUUAAAUAGCACACACUAUAAAAAGACCUGUUACUUCCUCAACGAGCCCAAACAGUUAGAAUUAAGCGAUGGUGUUACUGUAAAAAUGAAAAUAAACGACACUUAUAUGAAGUUUUCUAUUGCAUAGUUACCGUUGAUGUAUUGAUAUGGUUUAUUAUAGUUUUUUGAUAUUAA
Phyllotreta striolata is the source of this 2271-nucleotide messenger RNA. The record is from the annotation of a GenBank genome assembly. Lineage: Eukaryota; Metazoa; Arthropoda; Insecta; Coleoptera; Chrysomelidae.